Molecule: messenger RNA, 1180 nt
Organism: Suillus clintonianus
Lineage: Eukaryota; Fungi; Basidiomycota; Agaricomycetes; Boletales; Suillaceae
Exons: 8
Coding region: 147-1097 (316 amino acids)
Source: RefSeq, a predicted model, not a curated record
UGAGGAAAGGAACUAGUAGUAUCCGAGUCCGUGGCAAAAACCCCACACUGGGGUUAGGGUCUUGGAUAGGGAUAAAUAGACACUUCAAGUUGCCAGUGUAGCCUACUCCAGUUCCACCGUGACCAGAAUUCUUCCCAGAGGCAGCAAUGGGCAGUGUUAUAUCUUAUCUCAUUGACGCGGCGCCUCCAAAGACCUCUUAUUCCGUUGACCAAAUUCCAGACCUGACGGGAAAAGUAGUCAUUGUGACUGGUGCCAAUACGGGUAUCGGAAAGGAGACUGCGAAGGCUCUACUUGCACAUGGCGCCAAAGUUUAUAUAGCGGCUCGCAACCAGGCUUCUUCAGAGGAGGCUAUUCGUCAACUGAAGCAGGAGACUGGAAAUGAGGCAAUAUUCUUGACACUUGACCUUGCAAACCUGAAAACAAUCAAGGCAUCUGCUGAAGAGUUCCUGAGCAAAGAGACACAGCUUCACAUCCUUAUAAACAACGCUGGUGUUAUGGCAUCGCCGGUCGAGCUAGUGACUGCAGACGGCUAUGAUCUCCAAUUUGGAACGAACGUCCUUGGCCACUACUACUUCACAAAGCUCCUGCUCCCAAUUCUAACCUCGACGGCUAAAUCCACUUCUGAAGGGAAUGUGCGCGUAGUGAACGUCGCUUCCUGCGCCCAUUUAUUUGGGGGUCUUGAUUUUAACACCUUCAAAGAUGGCCCGGCUCGAAAGAAAUGCUCAACGGCCGGCCUUUACAAUCAAAGCAAAUUCGGGAAUGUCGUGCUUGCUCUUGAAUUGGCGAAGCGAUACGGAGACCAGGGUAUUAUUUCGACGGCGCUGAAUCCUGGUAAUAUCAAGUCGGACCUGCAGCGUCACGUUGAGCCUCAACUUCCAAGUAUUGUCAAGCAGAUUUUAGCCAAUGUGGUACUGUAUGAAACGUCUCAAGGCGCGCUUACGCAGCUGUAUGCUGCUACAUCCCCAGAAGCUGCUAGCUUGAACGGCAAGUAUCUCGUGCCGUGGGCUCGCGUCAGGUCGCCUAGGCAAGAAACUCAAGACGCUCAACUCGGCAAGGCACUGUGGGAAUGGCUGGAGGAACAAGUCAAAGACAUGUGAUUCGAAGAUGAGCCCUCUCGAGCAGAUUUGAGUAUCGUUGGACAUCAUUUAUCUUAUCUACAAGUGGUGAUAAUGGGUAUUAA